CAUUAUUGUUGGCUAUCCGGUACAAAUGUCUCAUGAUAGUCAAGAAAGAAGACGAAGAUUGGGUCAUCUAUUCGAGCCGUGUAAAUCAUGAGUGCGACCGUUCACAAUUGCACACAAUGACCGACGACCGCUACAAGUGUCUCAUAUACUGUGCGACCAACAAGUAGCCAGUGAUGCUGCCUUUCUGACAAGAAUGCUGAAAAAGAUGAAGCACAUAAUCACAAAGUGCCAAAGAAUGACUAGUCUGAAGCUUGAUAUGUCCAUGAUUCAGCAGCUGUCCAACCGCAACGAUCACGACCUGAUCUGUGCAGUUAGUCGCAGUCCCCAAGAUGACUCAGCUCAUGUGAGUCCUUCGGAUUCCAAACCUCCUUCUGUUUGUUUGUUUUGUAGGGAAUGGCACUUUGGUCAGAGCUGCCCGUGCAGAAAUCACAUUUGUGGUCUCUGUGGUAAACGGGGACACAAAGAGUCAGGUUGCCUAGCAAGUAGUCCCAUUUUGACCAGGAAGAAGCGAAACAAUACCAUACCGUCCAGACAUUCCAAUAGGAUCAGAUCUACCACUGCCAGUUCCAAUGUUGUUGGGUUCAUCAGAUGUAAGCAUACGACGGUGGAAAUCAAUGACAUUCAUGUCAAGUUGUAGCUGGAUACCGCUUAAAGUACAACCCUGAUAUCCCAUGAUAUGUGGUGCACACUCGGAUGACCGUCCCUAUUACAAACGGGCCAAACAGUACAGAAUGCGUCAUGUAUGUUAAAGUCGCUUGGUCAGUUGAACUGUCAAGUCAGAUUGCGUGAUUAAAAUACCGGCACAAUAUGUUUCGUGACUGACAAAUCGGGGUUAUGUCUACUGGCUCUUGACUGGGUGCAUGAGUUGGAAUUGCAAGAUCAGUCAGUGAACAGCAUACGUCAGCAACCUCAAGUCAAUCAUAUGUUACUACCAUCAUUCCUA
Dicrocoelium dendriticum is the source of this 943-nucleotide messenger RNA. NCBI's taxonomy places the organism in Eukaryota, Metazoa, Platyhelminthes, Trematoda, Plagiorchiida, Dicrocoeliidae. The record is from the annotation of a GenBank genome assembly.